CGGCAUUGGCAUGCCCUACCUUGCCAUUAAUCCCCAUUGCAACGCGCUACCCUCCUCUUCCUCCGUCGGCAAUGGCGGACGCUACCAGUAGGGCGGCGAGCUCUAACAAUGAUCCUCUUCCAAGAUUCCUCCGUUCCUUCAUCGACUUGAAGCAGCUGAAGCUCUUCUACCACUACCUGAUCUCCCACGCCCUGCACCUGAUCCUCAUCCCCCUCCUCGGCACAGCCGCCACCCGCCUCAGCGGUGACGAGCUCCUCCAUAUCAGGGAUGCCCUCCGCCUCCACCUCGUGGCCGUUUUCGUCUGCUCCUCAGCCGCCGCCUUCCUCGCCGCGCUCUACCUCAUGAAGCAGCCGCGUCCCGUGUACCUCCUCGACUUCGCUUGCUUCAAGCCCGCACCGGCGCUCAAGUGCAGCCGAGAGUUCUUCGUGGAGCACUCGAUGCGCACCGGCAUCUUCACCGCCGAUAACCUCGCGUUCCAGAAGCGGAUCCUGGAGCGGUCCGGGCUGGGGCAGUCGACCUACUUCCCCGAGGCGCUGCACAAGACGCCGCCCGACCUGUGCAUGGCGGAGGCGAGGAAGGAGGCGGAGAUGGUCAUGUUCGGCGCCGUCGACGAGCUACUGGAGAAGACCGGCGUGGAGCCCAAGGACAUCGACAUACUCAUCGUCAACUGCAGCCUUUUCAACCCCACCCCUUCCCUCGCCGCCAUGAUCGUCAACCACUACAAGCUCCGGGGAAACAUCCAGAGCUUCAACCUCGGCGGAAUGGGAUGCAGCGCCGGCCUCAUCUCCAUAGACCUCGCCAAGCAACUCCUCCAGGUGCAUUGGAACGUGAACGCGUUGGUGGUGAGCACGGAGAACAUCACUCUCAACUGGUACUUCGGGAACAACCGGUCAAUGUUGGUGCCCAACUGCCUCUUCCGGUUGGGCUGCGCCGCCGUGCUGCUUACCAACCGGAGGUCUGCCCGGUGGAGGGCCAAGUACCAGCUGAUCCACACGGUGCGCACCCACAAGGGCGCGGACGACGGCAGCUACGGGUGCGUGUUCCAGGAGGAGGACUCCGAGGGGAAGGUAGGGGUGUCGCUGUCCAAGGACCUGAUGGCUGUCGCCGGCGAGGCACUGAAGUCCAACAUCACCACGCUGGGCCCGCUGGUGCUGCCGCUCUCCGAGCAGCUGCUCUUCUUCCUGAUGUUGGUGGCGCGGCGGGCAUUCCGAUGGCGCAGCGUCCGGCCGUACAUCCCCGACUUCAAGCUCGCGUUCGAGCACUUCUGCGUGCACGCCGGCGGGAGGGCGGUGCUGGACGAGCUGGAGAAGAGGCUGGGGCUGACGGAGGGGCACAUGGAGGCGUCGAGGAUGACGCUGUACAGGUUCGGGAACACUUCGAGCAGCUCGCUGUGGUACGAGCUGGCGUACACGGAGGCGAAGGGGAGGAUGAGGAAGGGGGACCGGACGUGGCAGAUCGCGUUCGGGUCGGGGUUCAAGUGCAACAGCGCGGUGUGGCGGGCGCUGCGCACCGUCGAGCCGGCGAAGGAGAAGACGAAGAACCCAUGGGCCGACGAGAUCCAUGAGUUCCCGGUCCAAGUCCCAAAAGUAGAAACCAUUCAUUAAAUUAGUAAUUAAUUAGUGGCUUCUAAUUAAUCUAUUCGUUAGAACACUUUGUUAUUUGCUACGUAACCUAUACAAUUAAGAGCAAAAAUAGAUCAUUAAUUAAAAAAGGAUUACAAUUGGAAUA
Zingiber officinale is the source of this 1728-nucleotide messenger RNA. RefSeq names its product 3-ketoacyl-CoA synthase 20-like. The transcript is spliced from 2 exons. Gene Ontology annotation, cellular component: membrane. Gene Ontology annotation, biological process: fatty acid biosynthetic process. Gene Ontology annotation, molecular function: acyltransferase activity, transferring groups other than amino-acyl groups. The record is from RefSeq and is a predicted model, not a curated record. The coding region runs from base 72 to 1604 and encodes 510 amino acids. NCBI's taxonomy places the organism in Eukaryota, Viridiplantae, Streptophyta, Magnoliopsida, Zingiberales, Zingiberaceae.